AUGCUGCAGCACGACUUGUAUGACGUCCUUGUCAAGCUGCAAACCCUGAUGAGUGGCAAAUUCACAGCGCCUCCUGAGGAGACUGCAUCCAGGCUGACCUGCCUGGUGGCGGAGAUCUGCACCAUCCAGCUGGAGGCGCAGGAUAUCCAUGAGGGAGUCAGCCGAGAUGGCCCAUCCCAACAGCAAUCCUCCGAGCGCUCCAGCGAGCACAGAAAGGCAGUCCCUGUCUUGUCAGAGAAGGCCCGCCAAAAUACUGCAGCUGACGGAUCACAGCACGAGUCAGCCGACCAUGCGCAGACCGUGGCUCGAUUGGGGGAGCUCAUCUUGCAAGCACUACGCUCCUUUCCACAGGCAGCUGACAGGGAGCCUGCUCUGAAGCCCAGCAGCAGCCCAAAAGCCAGCCAAAGGCCGCGUGCUCCUCAUGGCACAGAACUGAUUAGUGAUCCAAUUGGCACUGUGCAGAGAAGAUCAGCUGUCAGCGCAGACAAGCCGCAGGGGAUUCAGCAGACCCCUGCAAAUGAGCCCAAGGAGAUCCAGCUUGCUGAUUCUGCGGCAUCAGCGGCUAGAUCGGAAGGGGCAAGUCCUCUCACAGCAGAGCCUCAAGCUGUGCCAGAACUCACCCUCAGCCGCUGGAACCCUGAUAGUGAGGCAGCCAAUGCCCAUGCGAGCAAUAGUCUUGCCAGGCAGCUCGCCCCAGCAGCCCACGAUGGCCUCUCACACCUUGAGGCGAAUGACAGUCCCAGCAUGCAGCGGCCAGGAGUGAGACUGGAUGCUGGCAGAUCGUACCACCAGGGACCCUCUCUACUGCAGUCACUGCGCAUGUCAGGCACCUCCUUCAGAAAGAUCACCAGCAGGCCUGCAGAUAGCCCAGCUUAUUCCCAUCUAGCAGACCAGAGCGACACUGAGACUCAUCAGUCUGGCAGACUCAUGCGCUCAAGAGUGCCCACCAGUGCACUGCAUGGCAGCACUGUGAGUGCGCAGCAGCAUGGGGAGGAGCAAAGGGUGAGCGAGCAAGCUGACCUAGUUUGGGACGGCAGCAUCACCAGGGUGAUCGAUCCAGAGGCAGUGGUGAGGACCCGCAGCGGGCUGAGGCUGCGCAUGCCAGGGAGGCAGCCCCCAGCGGAAAUGGAACGCCCCACGACUGCUGGGAGCCUGCGGCCCAUGACUGCGGUAACUGCUGCAGGCAGUGCGCGCUCCUUCAGCAGGCAUGCAUUCUUCUACAAUCUGUCGCGCGCCCAGUCAGACCGGCAGAGCAGAGGCAGCAGGCGGCCGGACUGGGAUGACAGAUUCAUUCUGCCGCAGCAGCACAAGGGCAGAGGGCGAGAGGAGAGCGCAGCCCCCAUGCACACAUACCGCGCCAGCACACCCGACAGAGUCCUCCAAGAGGGGCUGCCGAGAAGGAAGCAGCAACACCCGUGGCUGUCCAAGCGCGCUGUGCAGUUGCGAGGGGCGCUGAAGCCGCCGAGCAGCCGCCGCGCAGCUUCCGCUCCAAGGGCAGCUGAAAGCCGCAUGGGCAGCCCACCUCACAUGGCUUCCGUUUCCCGGGCAGCUGUACAAUUACCGGACUCCUGUCGCCCGCCUGGAGCUUUUGGCCAUUCGCGCGGCGCAGAGUUUGCCGAGCCCUCAAGGCUGAGGACAGAGGGCGAUCUUGAGAAGGGGGGAGAGGAGAAGGAGGCUAGAGCCCACCCCCUUCUCAACGAGUCGAUGGUUCGAGUCGCCCACUCGUCGGUGUAA
Molecule: messenger RNA, 1734 nt
Organism: Coccomyxa subellipsoidea C-169
Lineage: Eukaryota; Viridiplantae; Chlorophyta; Trebouxiophyceae; Coccomyxaceae
Exons: 5
Coding region: 1-1734 (577 amino acids)
Source: RefSeq, a predicted model, not a curated record